AUGUCCUGCCGCUCCCGGCCCCCCACGGGGGACAUCCCCAGAAACCUCAGCUACAUUGCUGGACUUUAUGAACGAGCCUAUUACCGAACAGCCAGACCAAGCCUCGAGGAGCGUGAUGAAGAAGAAGAAGAAGCAGCGUCCUCACCAGGUCGCUCCACCGCCAUAAAAUCCAUAAGCGCUCCACGAAGGCGUUCGCGAUCUGCCCCAGCCUUGCGUGUACCCCGGUCAGAACGCCAUCGUAGCCCAGAAACCAGGAAGAGGGUCCGCUUUGCAGAUGCACUAGGGCUGGAGCUGGAGUCGGUACGACACUUCAGACGUGAGGAUAUGCCCCAUAUUCCACAACACGUGACCUACCGGCUACAGAGAGAAUUGUUGGAGCAAAUUGGAGGAUCCUGCAGCUCCAGAGAGGAUGUGAGCUGGUGUGAAGCUCGCCAUGUCAUAUCCCCUUCAUGGAUAGUAGAGCCAGGAACACUGGAAAAACAAACAUGGGAGCGAAGUGCCUGGGAUCAGCAAACAUGGGAUCAGCGCGUGUGCCUGCAGAAUAUGCGCUGUGAAAGCUGCUUCCUUUGGGGAUCCGUAAGGGUUCUUGAUCUUGCUUAUGAAAAGAAAGUUACAGUGCGCUAUACUCUGGAUGGAUGGCUUUCGUAUCGGGAAACCCAUGCUCUCUAUGCUGCUCGUCUGUGCCAUGGUGGAGCUGGCCAUCCUGGCACAGAUCUCUUCACCUUCCGUCUACCUCUACCACCUGGAGACCAUCCCCAGACUUCUUCACUACAAUUUGCUAUUUGUUAUCAAGUUGGAAAUGAGGAGUUUUGGGACAACAACAAGGGCAAGAAUUACAGCCUAAGUCUGUCUAGUGCUGGAGCUUCCCGGACUCAG
Messenger RNA from Staurois parvus, 876 nucleotides. The record is from the annotation of a GenBank genome assembly. NCBI's taxonomy places the organism in Eukaryota, Metazoa, Chordata, Amphibia, Anura, Ranidae.